Diachasmimorpha longicaudata is the source of this 474-nucleotide messenger RNA. RefSeq names its product smoothelin-like protein 1. Lineage: Eukaryota; Metazoa; Arthropoda; Insecta; Hymenoptera; Braconidae. Gene Ontology annotation, cellular component: filamentous actin; microtubule organizing center. The record is from RefSeq and is a predicted model, not a curated record. The transcript is spliced from 4 exons. Gene Ontology annotation, biological process: actin cytoskeleton organization. The coding region runs from base 1 to 474 and encodes 157 amino acids. Gene Ontology annotation, molecular function: protein binding.
AUGUCACCGUUUGCCAAGUUCAGGCAGCUAGAUCGUCAAAACAGUCUACCUAGUUCGCCAAGCUCGCCGAGGACACCCGGAACUCCAGGAAGCAAAGCAUUUUCAUUCAAGUUUACUGAUCCUAAGGUCCAGCAUAAUGUCGUGCAGAUUAAGGAACGAAUGCUUGCAUGGUGUCGAGCAAAAACUAAGGAGUACGAGAAUGUCCAAAUCGAAAAUUUCUCAACGAGUUGGAACAACGGAUUGGCCUUUUGCGCCCUUCUACAUCACUUUCGGCCAGAGGCCUUCGACUACAACGCCUUGAACCCCAGGAAUAGAAGAGCCAACUUCGAAUUGGCAUUUACCAAAGCUGAAGAAAUCGCUGACAUCACGCCAUUGCUCGACGUUGAUGACAUGGUAAUGAUGCAGCGACCAGACUGGAAAUGUGUCUUCACAUACGUUCAAUCGAUAUAUCGUCGUUUCAAAGACGAAGAUUAG